UGGAUGGAUGGAUGGAUGGAUGGACGGACAACCUACCAGCCACAGUCACAAGUGUUUAAGAAGGCCAGUCCCAACGGGAAGCUCACGGUCUACCUGGGGAAGAGAGACUUUGUGGACCACGUGGACCUGGUGGAGCCCGUCGAUGGUGUUGUGUUAAUUGACCCAGAAUACCUGAAGGAGAGGAAAGUGUUCGUCACGCUGACCUGUGCGUUCCGGUACGGCCGGGAGGACCUGGACGUCCUGGGGCUGACGUUCAGGAAGGACCUGUUUGUGGCGAACAUCCAGGCGUUUCCUCCGCUGCCUGAAGAGAAGAAGAGUCUGACUCGUCUUCAGGAACGCCUGAUUAAAAAGCUGGGGGAACACGCCCACCCCUUCACCUUCGAGAUCCCUCUGAACCUGCCGUGCUCCGUCACCCUGCAGCCGGGACUGGAGGACACCGGGAAGGCCUGCGGAGUCGACUUUGAGGUCAAAGCUUUCUGCGCGGAAAACCUGGAGGAGAAAAUCCACAAGAGGAACUCGGUGCGCCUGGUCAUCAGGAAGGUUCAGUACGCCCCGGAGAAACCGGGCCCGCAGCCGACGGCCGAGACCACGAGGCAGUUCCUGAUGUCGGACAAACCGCUGCACCUGGAGGCGUCGCUGGACAAGGAGCUUUGUGUCUGCAGUGACGUUGUGGCUCCCAGCUCAACGUUCUGCAAAGUUUUCACCCUCACUCCAUUCCUGGCCAACAACCGGGAGAAGCGCGGCCUCGCCCUGGACGGGAAACUGAAGCACGAAGACACCAACCUGGCCUCCAGCACUCUCCUGAGAGAAGGAGCCAACAGGGAGAUCCUCGGCAUCAUCGUGUCCUACAAAGUCAAAGUGAAGCUGGUGGUGUCACGAGGCGGGCUUCUCGGAGAUCUGGCUUCCAGUGACGUCUCUGUUGAGCUGCCCUUCACAUUAAUGCACCCGAAGCCGCUGGAGGAGUCCAUCUACAGAGACGCUCCAGAUGAAGCUCCGAUCGACACUAACCUGAUUGAGUUUGACACAAAUGAUGAUGACAUCAUAUUCGAGGACUUCGCCCGCCAGCGGCUCAUUGGCGCUAAAGACGAGAAGGAGGAAGACGAGGAACCGCUGGACUCACCCAAACCCGACGACAGAUAGAGGCGACGGGCGCCGCGGCCGUCACUGUUGUUGUUUUGCUGCUGUUUGUAGUGUGGAGCCGGCAGAGGUUACCUGUAGGCCGAGCCACAGUCUGGACACCCUCCAAACACUCGGUGGUGGCGUGUUUGUGUGUUUGUUCAUAUCCGUCCUCUCUCUGCGUCCCGCAGGGUGUAGAAUACCGCAGCCUUGUGUCGUCAGGCCGAGCCUCAGCAGGAACUCAGAGCCGGCGGUCGCUGGAAGCAUGCCUCUCUUUGUUCUUCGUAUUUCCAUUAGAGACCGGUCAGGAGUUCAGUUGUGUUGAGGUUAGCUUCAGUGUUUUAUGUUGAAGGGUCUUUUAAAAACAAAAACACUGCCACAUUCGGAUGACUUGCAGCGGUUCCCCCCCAGAUCAACAUCAGGGACUUCAGCUUGCAUCUGCAGGUGGUGAAGAGGCACCGACCCAACGAUCAGCAAGGAACCAGUGCAUGAAAUAUAUCAGUAUUUUAUUGUUUAUUGAGCUCAUGAAUAAUGAAGUUAUCCUUGGUUUGUUCCGACACGUUGAUCAUUUCCCAAAUCAUCAUCAUUGGGUUGAAAUAAUCUUCCAGCUCUGAAAGCUGUGCCCAGCUCACCAGUCGUAGAAAAACCAAAGCAGUGGUAUAGUUAAAGAAAUGCUGUGGGACCCACUGGAACAUGCAUGUUGCUCCUAAAUGACACCAGAGAUCGUUACGAGUCCAACUCCACACAGUUCUGCUGUACUUCAUGGUUCUUCUUAAAACCCAGCCGCGGUUCUGACAUCCAGGUGAAGACAGUCCUGCAAGAUCAGUGAAAAGUGGCCUUAAUUAAUGACAUUUCUUAUGUAUGGUCCCAACAGCUGGUAUGCAGACCAACCAGCCAUAAGAUUAUGACCACCCUAACUUUAAUAGGUUGCC
Molecule: messenger RNA, 2048 nt
Organism: Poecilia reticulata (guppy)
Lineage: Eukaryota; Metazoa; Chordata; Actinopteri; Cyprinodontiformes; Poeciliidae
Source: RefSeq, a predicted model, not a curated record